Messenger RNA from Notodromas monacha, 840 nucleotides. Lineage: Eukaryota; Metazoa; Arthropoda; Ostracoda; Podocopida; Cyprididae. The record is from the annotation of a GenBank genome assembly.
CUUUAUCUCACUUUUGACAGGAAUAAUUUCCACGGCGGAAGUUUACAUAUUCUCCCCAAUCAGAAACACGCGUUGUUCGGUUAUAUAUUUGUUGUAUUCUCCGUCACGCGGAUCAGAUUUCAAAGUUGAAUAGCUAUAGAUCGCGACACGUUCUGACUUUUUGCUGGUUUCGGAAUUGAAAAAAUUCUUCAAAAAGACCUCAAAAUGGUGCAUCGAGUAUUGCAUAAGGGAAGCUGUCAUUGCGGUACUGUCAAGUGGCAGGUUUACGCUGACGAGGAAAUCAGCGUCAUCGAAUGCAACUGCUCUGUUUGCAAGAAGAAGCACAGCAGGUACUUCAUCGUGCCACUGGAUCACUUCUGCAUCACAGCUGGACACGAACACCUGCUCACUUAUUCCUUCAACACUCACACAGCUAAGCAUAAUUUCUGCCGCACCUGUGGCGUACAAAGCUUCUUCAUCCCGAGAACGAAUCCGGACGCAGUCGGGAUAAUGCCUCACUGCAUCGACAGCUUAACGGUGAAGAAGGAAAAGGUCAUCAAGUUUGAUGGCAUGAACUUUGACUCCGCGGCAAAAAAACACAGAUCAAUGCUGAUGAAACUGGCUCGCAAGGAAAGCUGUGUGAACUUGAAGCUCAGCAACAUACAUUAGCAAAAGGUUGAAACAAAUAACGUAAGUAAUUCAAUCCCGCGAUUCCCGCGUACCGAAAAUGUAAUCCACAAAAACCGAAUCCUCCGGAGAACCCGACUACGAUCAUUCCCACGAAAAGUCCCUCUUCGAAUUGAAAUUAUUUUGUAUAACGGUGGUCAGCAAGAAAUGAAUGAAAGAUUUCUGCGUUACUUU